Molecule: messenger RNA, 1807 nt
Organism: Ictalurus punctatus (channel catfish)
Lineage: Eukaryota; Metazoa; Chordata; Actinopteri; Siluriformes; Ictaluridae
Product: proteoglycan 4
Exons: 3
Coding region: 334-1650 (438 amino acids)
Molecular function (GO): RNA binding
Source: RefSeq, a predicted model, not a curated record
UUCCACACCAACACACCUUCAGCGAUCAACAAGCGACUUCAGCUACAGCUAGCGAUCAUUUCACUCCUUACAUUCUACUUUUCACAACAUCCUCUUUGGAAAAUGGUAAGUUGUAAAUAUAUACCCUACAGAGGCUGAGAUUAUUGAGGCAGGAGGCUGAGCCAUCCACACCUCCAAAACCUACACCUCUCACAUGAGUUUAUGGAGGAAGAUUAGGCCGAGCCAUCCACAGCCCCAGCUCCUACACCGCCCACAGGGGCUGAGAUUGUGGAGGGAGAGGAGGCCAAGCCAUCCAUUGCUCCAGCUCCUAUACCACCCACAGGGGCUGAGAUUAUGGAGGCAGAGGAUGUCGAGCCAUCCACAGUCCCAACUCCUACACCUCUCACAUGGGCUCAGAUUGUGAAACAGAAAAAGAAACAGCCUGAGGAGGUUAAGGAGAAGAAGGAGAAAAUCACGGAGUCCAGGGAGCAGAAGAUGCAGGCUGAAGUCAACCAGCAGGUGCCAGAUAAGGUGAAGAAGUUCCCAACUCCUACAACUCUCACAGGGUGUGAGAUUAUGGAGGCAAAGGAGGCCGAGCCAUCCACAGUCCCAACUCCUACACCUCUCACAUCGGCUCAGAUUGUGAGACAGAAAAAGAAACAGCCUGAGGAGGUUAAGGAGAAGAAGGAGAAAAUCACGGAGUCCAGGGAGCAGAAGAUGCAGGCUGAAGUCAACCAGCAGCUGCCAGAUAAGGUGAAGAAGUUCCCAACUCCUACAACUCUCACAGGGUGUGAGAUUAUGGAGGCAAAGGAGGCCGAGCAAUCCACAGUCCCAACUCCUACACCUCUCACAUCGGCUCAGAUUGUGAGACAGAAAAAGAAACAGCCUGAGGAGGUUAAGGAGAAGAAGGAGAAAAUCACGGAGUCCAGGGAGCAGAAGAUGCAGGCUGAAGUCAACCAACAGCUGCCAGAUAAGGUGAAGUUCCCAACUCCAACACCUCUCACAGGGUGUGAGAUUAUGGAGGCAAAGGAGGCCGAGCCAUCCAUAGUCCCAACUCCUACAACUCUUACAGGGGGUGAAAUUGUGGAUAAAGAAGAGGCUGAGCCAUCCACACCCCCAACUCCUAUACCUCUCACAUGGGCUGAGAUUGUAAAACAGAAUACAAAACAGCCUGAGGAGGUUGAGGAGAAGAAGGAGAAAAUUAAGGAGUCCAGGGAGCAGAAGAUGCAGGCUGAAGUCAACCAGCAGCUGCCAUAUAAAAUGAAGAAGCUCCCUAUGGAGUCUCACAACAGGAAGAACAACAAGAGUGUCGAACUGUUCAUAAGGAAUCUGGACUACAGCCUGGACGACAAGCGCCUGUACAAAGAGUUCCUCCAAUUCGGAGCCGUCAUCAGUGCAAAGGUGGUGAUGGAGAACGGCUGCUCAAAAGGAUUUGGCUUUGUUAGCUAUUCGACAAGUACGGAAGCCAUGGAGGCCAUUAAAGGAAUGAAUGGCAAGAUCUUGGGCAGGAGGUUGGUGUAUGUAGCUCUGUCUAAGAGCAGAGAGGAACACAAGCCUUUCCUCACCCAGACAGAGCAGAAGACAUGGAGCAGCCGGCCUACCAACCCCCGGCAGAGUAAACACAAGGACACACAGAGAGAGAAUACUUUUGAAUGCAAUAAUAUGAUCUAGAAUAGUGCAAUGGUAAUACAGAAUUACAAUAAUAUUAUGUACCAAGAUAAAAGGAAUGACAAUUAUUAUGUAAAAAUAUCUAAUACCUGUACUGUACCUGUAAAACACACACACACACACACACACACACACACACACACACACACACACACACACA